CAUUUGCAGCCUCGGCUAUCAAUCACUGGGUCCCGGCAGGUGAUUCCCCGUCAGCACCCGGUGAUAUCUGUGUAUUACCGAUGGGGGAGAGACCCAUAUGUAAACAAUACAGAUCUCUCCUCUGUCAGCUCCUGCACACUACUUUGUAUGGCUCUGCAUAGCAGAGCCAGUGUAAAGCACACACAGCCCACAUAGUAAAACAGCACACAGCUCACAGUUAACCCUUUGAUAGCCCCAUAUAUUAACCCCUUCCUGCCCAGUGCCAUUAGUACAGUGCCAGUGCUUUUUAUUAGCAAUGAUCAGUGUAUUGGUGUCACUGGGGAUGUCAGUGACACCAAGUCAGUCCCCUCCAGUGUCAGAAUGCUCGCUGCAGUCCCGCUAUAAGUUGCUGA
Messenger RNA from Staurois parvus, 392 nucleotides. NCBI's taxonomy places the organism in Eukaryota, Metazoa, Chordata, Amphibia, Anura, Ranidae. The record is from the annotation of a GenBank genome assembly.